This is a messenger RNA of Perognathus longimembris pacificus (Pacific pocket mouse), 3255 nucleotides long. RefSeq names its product PWWP domain containing 2A (gene Pwwp2a). The transcript is spliced from 3 exons. Gene Ontology annotation, molecular function: histone binding; chromatin binding. Gene Ontology annotation, cellular component: nucleus. The record is from RefSeq and is a predicted model, not a curated record. The coding region runs from base 60 to 2267 and encodes 735 amino acids. NCBI's taxonomy places the organism in Eukaryota, Metazoa, Chordata, Mammalia, Rodentia, Heteromyidae.
CGCUGCCGCCGCCGCCGCCGCCGCCGCCCGAGUGGAAGGAGGGUAAAGCCAGGAAGAAAAUGGCGGCCGUGGCUGCAGAGGCGGCGGCGACCGCGGCGUCCCCCGGGGAGGGGGGCGCCGGCGAGGCCGAGCCCGAGCUGGAGCCCAUCCCCGGCAGCGAGGCCGGCACGGACCCCCUCCCGGUCACGGCCACCGAGGCGGCGGUGCCGGCGGGCGAGGCCGACGGGCGGCCGUCCGCGCCCCAGGCCGACGCGCAGCCGCUGCUGCUGCCGCCGCCGCCGCCGCCGCCGGGGGAGCCCGCCCGCAGCCCCGAGGCGGCGGGGCCGGAGCCGAGGCCGGCGGAGGAGGAGGAGCCGCCGGCCCGGGCGGCGGAGGCGGAGGCGGCGGCGGCCGCGCCUCAGCCCGGGCCGGGCCUCCCGUCGUCGCGGUCCCCCCCGGCGCCGCCGCCGCCGCCGCCGGCCCGCGAGGAGCGCGAGGAGACGCCGCCGCGGCCGCCGCCCGCCGUGCCCGCGCUGGUGCCGCCGGCGGGCGGGGGCGGCGCCGUGGCGCAGCUGAUCCCGGGCGCCGAGGUGCGGGUCACGCUGGACCACAUCAUCGAGGACGCGCUCGUCGUGUCGUUCCGCCGCGGGGACAAGCUCUUCUCCGGGGUCCUCAUGGACCUGUCCAAGAGGUUCGGGCCCCACGGCAUCCCCGUGACGGUGUUUCCCAAGCGCGAGUGCAAGGAGCGGCGCGAGGCGGCCGAGGCGCCGGCGGCGGGGGCCGAGCUGGGGCCGUGGACGUCCAAGCCGCCGCCGCUCUUCGCCGAGGGCGCGCCCUACCCGCCGCCGCUCUUCAUCCGGGACACCUACAACCAGGCGGUGCCGCAGCCGCCGCCGCGCCGCAUCAAGCGGCCCAAGCGCAAGCUGUACCGCGAGGAGCCCACCUCCAUCCUCAACGCCAUCCGCCUGCGGCCGCGCCAGGUGCUCUGCGAGAAGUGCAAGAACAGCGUGGUGGCCGACAAGAAGGAGAAGGAGGCGCGGCGCGGCGGCGAGGCCCCGGCCCCGGCCCCCGCCCCGGCCCGCGCCGCCGAGGACCGCAAGCGCCCGGCCCGCGGCGAGCCCGCGCCCGCCGUGCCCAAGCGGCUGCGCGGCGGCGAGCCCAAGGCGGAGGCGCGCGGCCCGGGCGAGGGCGCGCGGCGCGGCGCCGCCGUGGUGAAGGUGGCGGGCCUGGGCCCCGGGCGCGCGCGCGUGGUGCGCGUGGCCGCCGCCGCCGCCGCCGCUGCCGCCGCGCAGGCCGGCGCCGCGCAGGUGCUGCAGAGCAAGAACAUGGACCACGCCAAGGCGCGCGAGGUGCUCAAGAUUGCCAAAGAGAAGGCGCAGAAGAAGCCCGGCGAGCCGCCCGCCGCCCGCGGCGCCCACGCCAAAGUGCCCCUCACCCGCCGCUACCAGAGCCCCGGCGCGGCCGCCCUGCCGCCCCGCGUGCGCUUGAAACCGCAGCGCUACCGCAACGAGGAGAACGACUCUUCCCUCAAGACGGCGGGGCUGGAGCGCGUGCGCAGCGGCAAGCUGGCGCCCAAGCCGCCCGCCCGCUGCUCCUCCGGCCGCGCAGCUGCAGGUGAGCGUCCCGCGCGCCGCCCGCAAGAGGCCCGCGCCCGCGCCCGCGCCCGUCACGACGCAGCGACGCCGCCGGGCGCGCGGGGCGGCCCCGCCCGCCUCCCCGCCUUCCUGGCCCUAAACCAGAAGCCGGCCGACUCGUGCAGCGCGUCCGUGUGCAGCCUGGAGAGCGCGGACGAGCUCCGGUCCUGCAGCUCGGAGUGCGGCUCCUCCGAGAGCCUGGCCUUCCCGCCGGGCGGCGCGCGCGCGCCCCCCGCGCCCCCCGCCGCCGCCGCCCGGGAGGAGAGGCGGCCCGGUAAUGCCCUGAACGUGAAAAUCUUUUCCAAAACCGUCUCUAAGUGCGUCACCCCCGAUGGCAGGACCGUGUGCGUGGGGGACAUUGUGUGGGCCAAGAUCUGUGGCUUCCCGUGGUGGCCGGCGCGCGUGCUCACCAUCACCGUGAGCCGCCGCGACAGCGGGCUGCUGGCCCGCCAGGAGGCCCGCAUCGCGUGGUUCGGGUCGCCCACCACCUCCUCCCUGGCGCUCUCGCAGCUCGCCCCCUUCCUAGACCACUUCCAGGCGCGCUUUAAUAAGAAGAGAAAGGGCCUGUACCGCAAGGCCGUCGCCGAGGCGGCCACGGCCGCGCACCAGCUCACCCCCGAAGUGCGCGCCCUCUUGACCCAGUUUGAAACGUGACCGUGGACCCUCAGCACAGAGACAUUAGCAGGCUGCUGGUUUGGUGGACCUGGGCCGCGGGCAGCAGCUGCACCGGGACUGAAGCCGCGGAGUAAGCGCUGAGGCGGUGCCGAGCCAGCAGUCUCUAAGGGCAAACAUAGGAAACUCGAGAACAGGUAGUAGGGACUGUUCUAUCAACUGUGGCAAUAAUGACGCGUGAGAGGAGACGUGGUGUGAACACCCCAGAACUCACUUGAAUAUUCCGUCUGGAGAAGCGGACAAACCUCUUUACAAUGUGAAGUUCUCAGUGCGAUUUGGGAACCCUCGAGGCAUGGGUUGAUGCACAGGUGGGGAAUUCUUUUCCCUACUUGAGACGCGUGUUCUUCAGUUCAGACUCAAACUAUUUCUGACGUGGUGGCGGCCAUGGCCGUUGCUAAGCCGGUGCCCUUCCCACAGGAGAGCCGUCUGCGCCACGCCGCGGGAGGCCGGCCAGGGCCCACCCCACUCGGCAAACUCCAGGCAGACCUUCUCUUUCUUUCUUUUUUUAAACUAAAGCAGGACUUACCUUGGAUCUAUGUUUGCUUGUUAGAACAUAUUCGGAUGUAUUUAUUUGCCACUAGUAUUUAACAUUUUGUGCACAUUCAUACUCACCUUUUCACUCUCUGACUUCAAGUGGCUCGGCUAGUGUUGGUUCUGGAAUGAUCUGCACACUCCCGGAACUCUUCGUCCCGCCGAGCCGGACUCCAUCUCCAGAGAGCCGCCUCUGCCGGGCCCUGGGGGGAGGCGUGUAGAGUCAGUGCGACGUUCUGUGCAUGAACAUGAGAUCUUAAGAGAAAUCAUAAUUUUCUUUAUCUUUGCUAAAUAUACUCUGAAAAAACCCGUAAUUUUCCUUUUUAAUGAAUGGAGAAAACACGAGAACUGGACGGACCUGUUAGUACGACAUUUCUAUGGCAUUUUAUAUUUGAUGGUGCCGUACUUUUAAUAAUAAAAACAAAUUUUUUAGUGGCAA